GGAUCGAUUUGCUUACAUAAUAGUCCUUUUCCAGUUCCUACUCCUGUUUCCCCUAAAAUAAGACCGCCCCUGAUAAUAAGCCCAAUGGGGCUUUUGAGUGCAUGUGCCAAAAUAACCCCCCUCCUGAAAAUAAGCCCUCCCCAAAAAUAUUUAAUUGCAUGUGCAGCAAGUCCCCGCCAUUUCCUCUGACUAGGGUUAGGGAGACAGAGCUGGAAAUCACGUAAGAUGACAAGAGGAGCCCUGUCUUGCUCCACACCCUCCAAAAUAAUAAGACCUCCUCGAAAAUAAGGCCAAGCGCUUAUUUCGCGGUUCAAAAAAAUAUAAGACAGGGUCUUAUUUUCGGGCAAACACGAUAAUUUCUACCUCUGUUAUCCAACCAUUGAUAAAACAAGGCCCAUGUUUGAAAGUAUUCUGUAUCUUCUUUUUCUUUUAUCUUUAAUGUCAAUCUGUCAAUUUCUGCACAGUCUAGUUUUUUUCUUUUUUUAAAUUGCAGCUUCUUCUGUAGGUGUUCCUUCAUUUUUCCAGUUUGGUGGUUUCCUUGCAGAUGUUUCAUGACCCAAGUAGGUAACGUCAUCAAUGCUAGGUGAUGAUGAUAGCCCUGAUGAGGUUACCUAGUUGGGUCAUGAAACGUCUGCAAGAAAACCACCCAGCUCAGAGAGCACCAAAAGACCCCACAGUUCAGGAAAAUUUGGUUAAAGAAGCUAUGGGGGCUGGAUGUGACCUCCACUAAACUAUCAUCUGGAGUUUUUUUGUUUGUUUAGCAAGUUGUCUGAUCUUGAUGCUCGUGGUGUUCAAACUGUUCUGACCUAGGCUUCCCCUUGUCCGGACAAAACUCCCUUUUAUUUAAUUUACAGCGAAUUCCUCUCCAGCAAAGUCUUUCCUCUCCCACAGUCUUUCAAGAUAGCUCACAAUUACUUUUAUCAGGCUUGGAGAGUGGCCAGGUUGAUAUCUUUCAGACGCCUGCAAUACUUGGCAAGAAUGCAGGAAUGAACUAAUUGUCUCUUGCAAACUCCCCUCCCCUUUCGCUCCUCUUUUAUUCCCUCUGGGAGGGGCCAUUCAUUGUCCACCUGUGGCCUUACUCCUGAGUCGACCCUUGUUCUUUAGCUGUUCCCUGCGCCUGGCAACUCUGUGUAUGAGCACACUGGGAACAGGCUCCAGCUGUUUGUCUGCCUCACUGAUGUCUGACUCCGAAGGCAGCUGAUAACUGGCAUACGGCCCUGGCUCCCUCUCUGCCUCCGAUGCAGAGCCCUCAUCAGAGCCUUCCCCAGACUCCAGGACCGGCCCAAGUUCCUCCCCAACCUCGUCACUGUCUGAAUCUGCUGCCAGAUCCGCUGGCUGCUGGUGGACUACAAAACAAGCCGUGAUUGAGGAGGAGUCGGCUAAUUGCAGCUUAGCUGACAAAGCAGAGCUUGGAUGAACGAGUUGGUUGCAACCGCUGGCCUUUCUCUUCCUCGUUUUCUAGCAAUCAUCGAUGAGCUGAUUAAAGAAGACGGUUUUGGUGAGGACCCAGGAUCCGCCCGGGUGUCGUUGAACGGCCCCCCCAAGUUGAUUCCCAGGAGCACCGACUUCACCCCGCCGGGGGAGAUGCCGAGAGCUGGAAGGAUGAGCCUUUUGCACAACGGGCUGGAGACUUACGGGGUCUUGGGAUCCCCUGUCCCGGGUUCACCCCAGGAUUCCUUCCCCCAACAGCUGUCCCAGACCCUCAAUAACUUGUCCUUGCGGCCCCAGCUGGUCCCAAGAAGGCUGCUGCCCUCCAGCCGGGAUUUGGAUGCUCCUUGGACAGCUCCUGGCCCUUCGGGGAGCUCCACGGUGGCCCCAGAGCCUCUGGAUGACGCCAUGCGGGAGCCCCCCAAGCUGGUGAUCGUAGAGCAGCCGAAACAACGAGGGAUGCGCUUCCGGUAUCAGUGCGAAGGACGGUCAGCCGGGAGCAUUUUGGGAGAAGGGAGCAGCGAGACCAACAAAACGUUGCCCACCAUUGAGCUGCAAAACUUUGAAGGGAUUCCGGAAGUGAAAGUGACGGCUUGCUUGGUCUGGAAGGACUGGCCUUAUCGGAUCCAUCCACACAGCCUGGUAGGGAAGGAUUGCAGCAACGGGCUCUGUGAAGUGACCCUGAAGCCUCGAAUCAAUGCCAGGCAUAGCUUUAACAAUCUCGGGAUCCAGUGUGUGAAGAAGAAGGACAUAGAAGAGUCCAUAGAAAAGAAGCUACAACUGGGAAUUGAUCCUUUUAAAGCUGGUUCACUGAAGAAUCACCAAGAGGUUGACAUGAAUGUGGUGCGCCUCUGUUUCCAGGCCUCUUAUCAGGAUUCUAUGGGGAAAACAUGGCAUCUCAACCCCGUCCUUUCGGAACCCAUCUUUGACAAAAAGUCCACAAACACAUCCGAACUCAAAAUCUACCGGAUGAACAAAGAACAUGGAAGCUGCACUGGUGGCGAAGAAUUUUACCUGCUGUGUGACAAAGUCCAGAAAGAAGACAUCUCUGUCAUUUUCCGGAAAGAUGCUUGGGAAGGUAGAGCUGAUUUUUCCCAAGCAGACGUCCAUCGGCAGAUUGCCAUCGUCUUCAAGACCCCCCCUUACCAACACCUGGACAUCCUGGAGCCCGUGGAAGUGGAGGUGUACCUGCGUCGCUUGACGGACAGCGUUUCCAGCGAACCAUUCCCGUUCACCUACCUGCCCAAAGACACAGAUACAUACCGGGUCAACAAAAAACGGAAGCAAGGUAUGCCCGAUGUUCUGGAAGAACUUUCUGGCCCAGAUCCUCACGGGAUCGAAGCAAAAAGGAAGAAGAAGAAGCCUGAUUAUCUGGAUCACUUCAACUUGACUCCUUCAGCAGACUUCUCCCUGCCCUCUCCAGAAGACCGAGGUUUCCUGGCCAGCAUGGAACGUAUCGCGCUGCCGGAUCUCUUCGAGGAAUUUGGUCGGUUUUCCGGAUUUUCACCUUACGGCGGCCCCAGCUUGAGCGACGUGGUCCUGCCUUCCGCUACGAACUACACAGAGAGAGCAGAACAGGAGUUCUUACUCGAUGCUUAUUCGGUCCAUUCGGGCAUCACCGUCCCUCUGGCGUUGCCCGGGGACCCCGAGCCCGAAGGUGUGGCCACCUUGGUGGGAAGCAGUAUGUUCCCCAGCCAGUACAAAGAGGACGAAGAAGAUCUAGAAAUGGAGAAGCUGGCAGAUCUCUGAUGGAAGGGCCGUUAGUCUCUCCGUUUUGGGAGAAGCCAACAAAAGAUUUAUUUCCUUGCCGACCACCGAAGGAGGAAAAAGUUGGUAGCGAUCUCUACGGGAGUGCGAGAAGAAGACGUGAAAAAAUAGGGAAAAAGAUGGCACUCAUUGUGGAAUAAAAGAAAAGAAGUUGCAUCCUUAGGCGAGAAGGACCCUCUGCGCGUACUUCCUGUUUUUUUUCUUCCUUGAUUCUCGCAGCGCGUAAACUCCCACGCAGCGAGGACUGGGAUGGGUUUUUGAAUUUCCCGCAAAGCUGCAGGAUGGUUCCCUUGCGUUUUGGCUUAGUGUGAUGCGCGAACCUAGGUUGAAAAAUAAUAUAGGUCGUCCUCGACUUACGAGCACAAUUGAGCCCCCACCAAAUUUCUGUGGCUAAGGGAGACAUGCAUUUGUGAAGUGAGUUUUUUGCCCCAUUUUACGAACUUUCUUGCCACCAUCGUGAAGUUGUUAAGGUCGUCAUUCGGUUUAUUAAGCGAAUCUGGGCUUCCCUCUAUUGAGUUGGCUUGUCAGAAGGUCGCAGAAGGGGAUUAUGUAACUCCGGGACAGUGCAACCGUCAGAAAUAGGAGUCCGUUGCCAGGCGUCUGGAUUUUGAUCACGUGACUAUGGGGACGCUACAACGGUUGUAAGUGUGAAACACGGCCAGAAGACACUUUUUUCGGUAAUCUCAAAAUGGUCGCUGAAUGAACUGUUGUAAGUUGAGGACGACCUGGUAUUUUAGGGCUUAUGUCAUGAUGUCAAAACACAACUGAGGAUAGUUGGUCUAAGACAGAGGUCUGCAAACUUGGCUCUUUUUAAGACUUGUGGACUUCAACUCCCAGAGUUCCUCAGCCAGCAAAGCUCUGGGAGUUGAAGUCCACAAGUCUUAAAGAGCCAAGUUUACAGACCCCUGGUCUAAGAAAUCAGUUAUACACGCCACUGUUUUCAUGCAAUGUGUGUAUCAGUCACUGAACUAUUUCUUAAAAUGUGUGUGUGCACCCACAUAUAAAAAAAACCAAACGUAUAAGUGCCUUUGAGCCAUGCACAAAUGAUGGGGUUUCACUUAAUCCAAGUCAGUCAUUGAAUAUUAUUGGAUUUUGUCCUCUGCACACAUGGUAUAAUAGCAAUACCUCUUCACAGUGCUUUACAGCCCUCUCUAAGCAAUUUACAGAGUCAGCCUCUUGCCCCCAACAA
This is a messenger RNA of Ahaetulla prasina, 4384 nucleotides long. RefSeq names its product RELB proto-oncogene, NF-kB subunit (gene RELB). The coding region runs from base 1414 to 3177 and encodes 587 amino acids. NCBI's taxonomy places the organism in Eukaryota, Metazoa, Chordata, Lepidosauria, Squamata, Colubridae. Gene Ontology annotation, molecular function: DNA-binding transcription factor activity, RNA polymerase II-specific; RNA polymerase II cis-regulatory region sequence-specific DNA binding. Gene Ontology annotation, cellular component: cytoplasm. The transcript has 9 exons. Gene Ontology annotation, biological process: canonical NF-kappaB signal transduction; inflammatory response; non-canonical NF-kappaB signal transduction. The record is from RefSeq and is a predicted model, not a curated record.